AUGGACACUACCUUCAUCACCAUCCAUGACCUCACCGACGACGCCAACAUCCUUUACUCUUCUGACUCUAUCGUUGACAUUCUCGGUCACACACCUGACGAGGUUGUUAAUAGAUCAGUAUGGCAAUUCUUUCACCCCGAUGAGCUGCCCCUUGCGAAAGCGAAGCACGGUCGAGGGGUGAGACUCGACAAAGCAGCUGUUUUAUCCUACUGCCGCCUCAAAAAUCGACAGGGCGAUUGGGUAGGGUGCGAGUGUUGCUUCUCUAUUGUCUACGACGUCAUGGUCUGUUGCAUUAGUAUCUAUAGACAUGGCAUGCAGAGUCAGAAACGAGCGGUCGAAGCUCCUAUCGUACGCAAGCUGUUUGCCUCGUCUCCAGAGGAUCCGCGUUAUCACAUGUUGUCACACCUUUCCAGCAAGUUUGGUCUCGGACCUCAAGAGCAGACCCACGAGCCUCGUGCGGCCCUCUUUCUCAACAGGUUCACACGAACCUUGACUGUCAUGUACGCCACGAGUGGCAUCGAGCAGAUACUUGGUAUAUCUGGAGAAGCCAUGAAAGGACGUAGCUUUUACUACUGCAUUGCGUCAAACUGCCUUGACGACGCUGUGCGUUGUCUGGAAUCUGCCAAAGGCAAUGAUUCUAUCGCUUACAUGCGUUUCUUCUUCCGCGAUCCCCGCCUUGACGACACUCCCGAAACUCCUACUUCUGACAGCGACGACGAAAUCAUGACAGACGUUACAGGCUCCGAUGAUGAAUCCGAGGACGCGUCUGUAGACGGACAUCAUCUCACAGACUCAAGAAACACAUCCCAUUCUUCCAACGAUACCUCGAGCAGCCACAAGCCACCUCACCCGCGUACGGAUUCUGGUGAAAGCCUGAACCCGGCAGACAGUCACCACACCAUUUUCGGCGAGCAUUCCGCGACCCGCUCAUCAUCAUCGUCUUCACUACCAGGUGACUCACCGCGUUCAGAGUUCCACGAUGACCCCAUUGAACUCGAAGCUGUCAUCUCUUGCACCUCGGACGGGCUCGUUGUCUGUCUGCGCCGUGCCCGUCCGCUACUACCAGGAAUGAUGCCAGUUACACAACCUGCGCAAUACAAUGGUAUCUAUGCAGCGCCCUGGGCAACGCAGCCUGUCUUCCAUCCGGCCCCGCCACAAAUGCCUGCCUAUCCUCUGGGCGCUCAACAUCCUACCAUGUUGCAGGCUGGACCGUCACUGCAAUUUCAAAAUGCAUUCAUGCAGAGUAUUCGCGACGUCGCUGUUUUUGCUUGGGCGCUCACGGGUAUCAACGGCAGUUUGGCAGAUUAUGCUCGUGGUAAUCCAGUCGGCGAGAGCCAACCACCUGAGGGCUUUCCUAUCUGGAACCCACUCCCCGAUCCAGUAUCCUUUGGCAAACAAUCCACUACGCCUUCUGGAUAUGUUUCUGGAUCUAUGAGCUCUUCGAGCAACGAUCGAUUUGGGUUCGGCGACCCCGGGCUCAGUUGA
Messenger RNA from Dothidotthia symphoricarpi CBS 119687, 1485 nucleotides. RefSeq lists its product as uncharacterized. The record is from RefSeq and is a predicted model, not a curated record. The transcript has 3 exons. Gene Ontology annotation, molecular function: protein binding. Bases 1 to 1485 code for a protein of 494 amino acids. NCBI's taxonomy places the organism in Eukaryota, Fungi, Ascomycota, Dothideomycetes, Pleosporales, Dothidotthiaceae.